This is a messenger RNA of Chaetomium strumarium, 2337 nucleotides long. RefSeq names its product dynein light intermediate chain-domain-containing protein. Gene Ontology annotation, cellular component: cytoplasmic dynein complex; meiotic spindle pole body. NCBI's taxonomy places the organism in Eukaryota, Fungi, Ascomycota, Sordariomycetes, Sordariales, Chaetomiaceae. The record is from RefSeq and is a predicted model, not a curated record. Gene Ontology annotation, biological process: microtubule-based movement; microtubule cytoskeleton organization. Gene Ontology annotation, molecular function: dynein heavy chain binding. The coding region runs from base 279 to 1901 and encodes 540 amino acids. The transcript is spliced from 4 exons.
GUUGAUUUCCGCUGUUUGAGCAUCAGUCGCGUCCCUCCAGAGUCCACCCAUCUGAGCGUGUUGCCGACGAAUUAUCUGGCUGCAGCAGUUAAUGCCAGUGCCGGGGCCGAGCCUGCAAACAGCCACUGAACGGGAUAUGCUUUGGAGGCAUGAGCAUGACGAAACGACGCACUCAGCCCUCUACUCAACUCUCGAUCAUCCCGUUGUGAAGGACCCCUGAAACAAACCACCAGAGACAAAUGCGCAGGAUUGCACCGCAACGCUGAGCCAGCGCAGCCAUGGCGGCCAACACGAACCGCUACUCGACCUACACGGCCGCUUCGGCCAGCUCCAACUCCAACUCCAAGGAUGGCGACAAGACUGAGAAGAAGGACCUGUGGAAUUCCAUGCUUUCGUCGGUCGCCAGCGGCAGACGGCUACCAGAGAAGAACAUCAUCCUACUCGGCGGCACUGUCGACUCGCAGCGCGAGUUCUUUGAGUCGCUCUCCAACAACGAGCUUCGCCGUGCGCUCGACCGAAAUGCAUCGCGGACGCCCCCCGUUGCAAAUAGCUUCGCCCUGGGCUACACCUACUACGAUGUCCUGGACGCCGACCAGGAAGACACACUUGCCCGCAUCUCCCUCUACACUCUGACAAGCCCCUCGCCCGCCUUCGCUUCGCUUCUCCAGCCGCUUCUCACGCCCCAGUCCAUACCAAACACACUCAUAGUAGUGUUGCUGGACUGGUCACAACCGUGGAAGUGGAUGCGACAGUUGCGAGAAUGGAUUCUGCUUCUGAGGACUGUGCUGGUCUCUCUGAGCAACGAAUGCAAAGAGACUAUGGAGGAGGUCAUGCUCUCUUGGCAAGAACGAGGGCGGGGCGGCGGCACAAACCUCGACGGUACCGCGGCCCCUCCUCCCCCUGACGGCGAGAACGAGAUGCCGUUGGGUCCGGGGGAGUGGGAGGACGCUUUGGGUUUACCCUUGGCCGUGGUUUGCCAAAAUGCGGAGAAGAUGGAGUACCUCGAAAAGACACAGAGUUGGAAAGAGGAAGAAUUCGACAUUGUCUUACAGUUCAUGAGAACUGUGCUUUUAAAGCAUGGCGCCUCCUUAAUUUACACCACCCCUUCUGUUCCCUCUCAGCUUCCGACCCUGGUCCAUUCGAGCCUGGGGAUACACUCCCUCUUAAAGAAACAGCCUUUAAAACACAACGUCAUCGACAGGGACAAGGUCGUCGUCCCGCCAAACUGGGACUCGUGGGGUAAGAUCCGAGUGCUAAGAGACGGCUUCGACGUCGACAGAGUCAGCCAAGGCUGGUCAAUAGAUCUGGACCAACCGUUUCCGCAUGCCCAGCCAAACAGCACGGACGCGGAAGAUGGACAGGUCAACGGCGAGGACGAGCACGCAGUGGCCGACCCGGAGUGGUCAACAGUCACCCUUUACGAGGAGGCCGUGCAAGACCCAACCAUGGACGCGCUCCAACUCGCAGGACGGAACACCCAUUCGACACAGCUCGAGGUCGAAACGAUCGAUACACAGGCGUUCCUGGCCCAGCAGCUCAAGGUGCUGGAUGCGUUUAAGCAGAAGAACGACGAGGCAUCGCGUGAGGGUGCCCGCAACAGGACCUAUAAGAAGACGAAUGACGAGGAGUACCUCGUAGGCGGCGGCGACCCCGAGCGGGCCACAGAGGCCAAGGUCCUGGAGCACAUCGGCCCUGUGCAGUUCAACAUGGGCGGGAUCCAGGUGGACGCGGAUGACAUGGUGCAGCGGCUCAAGGAGAGGCAAGCAUUCGUGUCCCCCUCGGAGCCCGAGAGCCCGACGACAGCAGAUGAAGUCGUGGAAGCGACUCCGCACAUGGACACGGAGAAUCUGCAAGCCUUUUUCCACGGGCUCAUGAACAGGAGAGGAGCGUUGACAAAAUGAAAGCCUAAUUAGGUCCCCAUUACCUUUCUCCUACAGAUACCCUGGCCAGUCAAGCCUCACGAUACUAAGUACGGCUUUGAGAUGUUCGUAAUUAAGGCUUUUGCGGUGCCAGACGCACCGCUUUUAGAUCCAGGUUCCCCGUUCUGUUCCUUCUUGUUUGUGUUGAACCUUGCUUGUAGUAUUCUACAGCGGAAGAGUGGGAGAGCCCCAUGUCAGUCGACAGGAAAAGGGACGUCUUGAGUUUCGGACGGUGGUGGCUGCAGUGGUUUGUGCAUGCAUCAUAAGAUAUCCGUGGGCAUGGAUGGAGUAAGACCGCAGAAAUUGUAGACUACAGUAGAUACCCCUUUGGAGAAACGAAAGAGAUGAGGGCCGGAUAUACUACUAGUAGUACCAGUCGGUGAGUGAGCAGCUUUGAACCUACAGCACAACCAUUUCC